Messenger RNA from Brettanomyces bruxellensis, 1785 nucleotides. RefSeq lists its product as uncharacterized. The transcript is spliced from 2 exons. Bases 1 to 1785 code for a protein of 594 amino acids. NCBI's taxonomy places the organism in Eukaryota, Fungi, Ascomycota, Pichiomycetes, Pichiales, Pichiaceae. The record is from RefSeq and is a predicted model, not a curated record.
AUGACAGUGAAAACAAUCUACAUUAUAAGACACGGGUACCGUUCAAACUGGCUUCCAGAAAACGAGCAACUCCCAAUACUAACAGGCGUGGAUUCAGAUCCUCAACUUGCACCACAUGGUGUUGAGCAGGCAAAGCAGCUUGCAGGAUUUAUUUCAAAAGAGCUUUCUCCUAAACCACAGCUGAUAUUCAGUAGUCCGAUGUACAGAUGCGUUCAGACAGUGAAUCCAACUGCGGAGGCACUGGGCCUUGAUAUUUUCAUUGAGUUUGGAAUUGGGGAGUGGUUCAAACGCAACAGAGGGCAAAUCCCCAAACCGUUGGAGGCCUCAAACAUGAAAAAGUACUUUUCACGCGUUUCUGAGUCCUGGAAUUCGCAUACUAUGACUCCUAGCCAAGAGGGAGAGACAGAGGAGGAGAUUUUCAACCGGUGUGCAGCGUUUUGGCCGAAGUUCAUUCCCAAAGUGGAGCAACAGUUCCCGAAUGCGGAAUGCAUACUGUUGUUAGGACACGCGGCAUCCAAAAUUACUUUGGGGAUGACUUUGAUGGGUUACAAGAACAACAGAGACUAUUUAAAGGAGGAGGACAAUGGGGAUGGCAAAACAACCAGGAUCCAGGCUGGUACUUGCUCUUUGGACCAGUACAAGUUGGACGAGAAUACGGGUAAAUGGCAUUUGAAGAUUAACGGGAAAACAAGCUACUUGCAAAAUGGAACUGAGAUGAACUGGGAUUACGGCACUUCGAAGUUUGUGGCGGGAUCCGACGAGGAUAUCGCAUACAGAAGAAAGCUUGCCGAGCAGGCCAAACGUGCAGAAAGUCUUGUGGAUGGAAUUCCGGCAGAAUCCGGGACAAACUAUAAAAACGGAGAAGGCCAAACUGGGAUUGAGAAGGAUGAAGAUGCUUUGAAUGAGCAUGUUGGGAUUGAGAAGAAUGAAGAUGCUUUGAAUGAGCAUGUUGGGAUUGAGAAGAAUGAAGAUGCUUUGAAUGAGCAUGUUGGUAUUGGGGGAGGGACUUCUCUGAAUACGGAAAAUUCGGAUAAAACAACCCAGGGGGAAGAAAAAGGAGAGGAAGAAGAGAAAGAAGAAGAGAAGGAUAACGGGAAAGAAGAGAAGGAUAAUGAGAAAGAAGAAGAGAAAGAAGAAAAAGAAGAAAAAGAAGAGGAAGAUGAUAAAGGAAAAGAGGAAGAAGAUGAGGAGUACAAAUCAGUGUAUGUGAGCUUUGCUUUUCCACCAAACGUGAACGAACUUGAACAAACAGCAGAAACAAACACCAAUGCACCAAAAACGGCAACUGCAAACGACACAAACGUGGAAUUAGAGGAUUUAAAGGCAAAUUUGCAGGAUAAUGAGGCAACUUCGCUAGAAAAGAUCCAGAUAUCGGGCUUGUCGAAGAAAAAGCCAUUGGUACAGAUGCACAAUAAUCUGUAUAUGGGAGAGUGGUCGAAACUGGUUGGAACAGAGCUGGUUUUCAACGAAAAUGGCAAGUUUGUGACCAAGGUUGAUUCACAUUUGGUACUUCGAAGUGGAAAGCUUGCUAAUUAUAAGAUGGAGAAGGAAUCACUUAUGAAACGUGCACUUGAACUUGCGAAAAAGGUCAAGGAUAAGGGUGAUAAAGGAGAAAUUGAUGGUAAAGGAGAAACUGAGGAUAAAGGAGAAACUGAUGUUAAAGGACAAGCGAAUGUCAAAGGAGAUAAUGGAGCGGCAACAAAUGAGAAUGGUUCAAAGGCCGAGACAGUGCCGAAAGAUGCUAAAGGUGAAGAUGAGGAAGGUGAUGUCAACAUGGAAGACUAG